AUGGACCGCAGCUUGGACGAGAUCAUCGCUGAAGACACGCGGAACCCUGGUCGCCCCUCAGGCGGUGGUGGUGGUCCUCGUCGUCACAACAACCCCGGCCGUCGCCCCGAGCGCGAUGGCGUCAGAAAGCCAUACACUUCAGACCGUGUCGAUCUCAACCUCGACUGGGUGCACGACAAAUUUGACGACGACCGAUCCCGCCCGUCCCGUGGAGGCCGCAGAGGUCGCGACGGACAUGACUCCGAUCGCUCUAGCACACUGACCAAGGUUCGCGUGGAUAAUCUUCACUACGACAUCACCGAAACCGAUCUCGAUGAUCUCUUCGGCCGAAUUGGACCUGUUUCUGAACUUAGUGUCUCUUACGACCGCGCUGGACGCUCCGAGGGAGUUGCUUACAUCACAUACGCCCGCCUGAAGGAUGCACACACCUCCAUUAAGGAGUAUGACGGAGCCAACGCCAAGGGCCAGCCCAUCCGUCUUUCUCUCGUCCCCGGCCGCCGUGAACGUAAUCCCCUCGACUCCGCACAGCGCCCUAGAUCCAGCCUCUUGGACCGCGUCGAACGCCCCCGCGACGACCGCAGCAUGAGCCCCGAGGACAACGCAGAUGGCCGACGCCGCCGUGGCCGUGGCGGUGACGGCCGUGCUCAUCGCAGCGACGUCACCAAGCCCGCCCCAGACAACAUCGACCGUUACGUCCCCGGACAACGCUCGCACCAGCGCUCUCCCAACCGCCGUGGCGGAGGCAGACGUGGUGGUGGACGCGACAACCGCUCCCAACAGACUGAUGGAUCCAACCGUCGAUCCAAUGCCCGUCCGCGCAAGACUCAGGAGGAGUUGGACCAGGAGAUGGAAGAUUACUGGGGUGGUGCGAACAACGGCGGUGGUGAAGCAGCUGCACCCGCUCAGGACGUCCCUCAGCAGACUGCUCCGGCCCCCAGCGCACCCGCUGCCGACGAUGAUAUUGAUAUGAUUGAGUAA
Messenger RNA from Penicillium samsonianum, 978 nucleotides. Its product is annotated as putative RNA binding protein. Gene Ontology annotation, cellular component: nucleus. The transcript is spliced from 7 exons. Gene Ontology annotation, molecular function: mRNA binding. Gene Ontology annotation, biological process: mRNA export from nucleus. The record is from RefSeq and is a predicted model, not a curated record. Lineage: Eukaryota; Fungi; Ascomycota; Eurotiomycetes; Eurotiales; Aspergillaceae. Bases 1 to 978 code for a protein of 325 amino acids.